Molecule: messenger RNA, 921 nt
Organism: Cylindrotheca closterium
Lineage: Eukaryota; Bacillariophyta; Bacillariophyceae; Bacillariales; Bacillariaceae
Source: the annotation of a GenBank genome assembly
AUGAGCAUGCCAAUUACCAAACCAAAAUCUAAAACGACCACCAGUCGCAUUUCAUUUCCUCAGAGAGUCUACAACGUGCUGAACCUCUGUGACGAUACUCAUCAGGAACAUAUCGCAUCGUGGAUGAAUGAUGGGACGGCGUUCAAAGUUCACGAUAUCGCACAGUUUGAACGUGAAUUGCUUCCAAAGUACUUCAACACUCAAAAAUACGCUAGCUUUACUCGAGCGUUGUGUUCCUAUGGAUUUGAUUGUAUCAGAACCGGAAGACAAACCGGCAUUUACUCCCACCCUAAAUUCAAUCGCAACGACCCUGAGGCUCCGUCUAUGAUCAAGCGAGUAAAGAAAACGAACAACAAUGCGAAGGCUUCAUUGACCAAGCUAUCAACUGGAUGUCAUGGCUUUUCAUUGGGAGAUAGAAAGCGAUCAUUUGCAUUUCCGUCCCUUAUGAAUACUACGCAGUCGCUCAUGAAUGAAGAUGCUGAUGCAUCAGUUUUUGGUCAUCUAUAUCAAACGAUUCGGUCUCAAAUUGCCGAUCGAACACCUUUGUCACAUUUGGUCAGCUCAGACGAAAGUGGCGACGAGAGCGCUGGUGAACAAUCACCAUACAAUCCCUUGUCUUCGUCUUGCAACCCGAUUGUUCGUUCUGACUCCUACCAUAUCGCUGCAGAAGAUUACGAUGUGAUAACAUGUGACGAACAAAACCAGGGCGAGCAAUACGCCCAGGAGAUCGCUGAUUCAAUCCUCGAUGAUGAUUUUGCAACGUUUCCCGUAUCACCUAGUGAAGGUUAUGCUUCAGAAGAUGAUGAUUUUGAGCCGCUGCCCUGGUCUCCGGGCGCUUCAUCGCAAAAUUGCGGCCGACUUGAUAAUUCAGAAGACCAGGCAUUCCUGCUGUCAUGGAGCCAUGAAGUAUUGAUGAGCUGA